AUGGAAGCUAGAUUCGUUGUGUUCCUUUCCCUCUUGUGCCACUCAGCGUUGUCUGCCGAUGUCGACUGUUUUGCUGCUCGUGACCCUGGAACAACAUGCUCCGAAAAUAGUUCGUCUAGAAUGUUCUACUAUCUCCCACGUCUUGGAACGUGUCAACCAUUCAUGUAUCAAGGAUGUGGAGGAAACAGUAACCGGUUCAGCAGUCUACAAGAGUGUAGAUCAGCGUGUACCAAUGCUCAAGCUCAAAGGGAUUCUGAGUCAACUGAUGAAACUGUUCAAAUGAAGUCUGCCUGUUCUGCUACUUAUGACACUGACCACUUGACUCCAGUCAGAUGCUCUUCUGCUGCCAACACAUGCCCACAAGGCCACAAUUGUAUUCAAUCAUUCUGCUGUCCAACAGCCAACUACCUCUGCAACUUGACCUAUGACUCUGGAAAGUUCGCUGUCGGCGGAGAGAAGAGUGACAAGUACUUCUGGGUUCCAAAAUACACAACAUGCAUGCGUUUCUCGUUUUAUGGAACUCUUGGAAAUGCAAACAACUUUCCAAAUUACAACUCGUGCAUGGCUACCUGCGGAAAUCAAACAAGAACUGCUAACUAA
Caenorhabditis remanei is the source of this 600-nucleotide messenger RNA. RefSeq lists its product as uncharacterized. The transcript has 4 exons. Bases 1 to 600 code for a protein of 199 amino acids. NCBI's taxonomy places the organism in Eukaryota, Metazoa, Nematoda, Chromadorea, Rhabditida, Rhabditidae. The record is from RefSeq and is a predicted model, not a curated record. Gene Ontology annotation, molecular function: serine-type endopeptidase inhibitor activity.